Molecule: messenger RNA, 1532 nt
Organism: Andrographis paniculata
Lineage: Eukaryota; Viridiplantae; Streptophyta; Magnoliopsida; Lamiales; Acanthaceae
Product: heat shock factor protein HSF30-like
Exons: 3
Coding region: 151-1359 (402 amino acids)
Biological process (GO): regulation of transcription by RNA polymerase II
Cellular component (GO): nucleus
Molecular function (GO): RNA polymerase II cis-regulatory region sequence-specific DNA binding; DNA-binding transcription factor activity
Source: RefSeq, a predicted model, not a curated record
GGUUUUCGAAAACAUCAUUGUUGCAAAAUACAGCUAGUUCUGCUGCAGUCCGGUCAACAUUAGCAUUUGCUGCAAAGUUUGAGGGCGCAGUUAGAGCUGGUUCAUUUCUUUGGUAAUGGAGGAAGCUAAUAGAAAAAUGAGUCAUGAUGGAUGGAUCCAACAGGAGAAGACAUGAUGCAUCUCGGAGUGGAAGAAGAAGAAGAAGAAGACGAAGAACAGCACCUUCACCUCCUUACUACUGUUAAAGAUGAGCCAGCCGACAGCUCCGACGACCACGACCAGCAGCUUCCGGUGCCGAUUCUUGGGCUCAAGGAGAUCGGACCGCCGCCGUUUCUCAAGAAGACCUUUGAGCUAGUGGAAGAUCCUGCUACCGAUUCCGUCAUUUCCUGGUCUCCUUCCCAGACCAGUUUCGUCGUCUGGGAUCCCCACAAGCUCGCCGCCGAUUUGCUGCCGAAGCACUUCAAGCACAACAAUUUCUCCAGCUUCAUUCGUCAGCUCAACACAUAUCGGUUCCGGAAGAUCGAUCCGGACAGAUGGGAAUUCGCGAACGAAGGGUUUCAGAAGGGGAAAAAGCAUUUACUGAUGCAAAUCAAGAGGAGGAAGAAGGAUCCUCGUCCAAUGCGGAAGCAGCAGCAGCAAUCAUGGCUGAAUUCGAGCAACCAUGGAGUUAUUGGAGCGGAGGCGGAGCUCCACAAACUCAGAGCCGAUCAAUACACACUACAAUCGGAAGUUUUCCGGCUGAGGCAGCAGCAACAGAUCGCCGAUAACUACCUCACCUCCCUCAAAGAGCGCCUUCGCAUCACCGAAUCGAAGCACAAACACUUGACGCUGUUCCUGAUUAAGGCCAUGAACAACCCUGCCUUGCUGCAGUACUUGGUCGAGAAGAUGAAGAGAAGAACCGCAGCUACUGAUGGAGAGAUCUCGAAGAAGAGAAGAUUGACAGUUCCCGACACCACCGCCGCCGCCGAUCUCAGCUCAAUCGACAACAAUGAUGAGAAGAAGCUACGGGUGCAGGAAGAAUUUACGACGGUCCAAUCGGAAAUUCAGACGCUCUUCUCCUCCGACGAGUCCGGGAGCAUUGCUUCCGGCGAACAUGGCGAUAAGGCCGAUGCUAAAUCCAGCGGCUGGGACGCCGCCGGCUCCGAUAGCUUCCUUCUGUGGGAGAAAUUGAUGGAAGACGACAUGAUUUACGAGGAGGAAGCAACUGUAGCAGAAGCUGAGUCAGGAUCAGUGGCGAAGCAGCAAUUGGACUUUGUUUUCGAAUUGGAGAACCUAAUCUCGAAGCCGGUGGAGUGCGGUAUGCAGAUGAUGAGAGGCGCGGCGGAGGCGGUCGGCUGUCCGGCGGCGUUCAUAGCGUAACUUGGAGAUCGACCGCCAUUUCUGCUGCUGCUGUUUUUUCUUUUUUAAACCUCUUCCUUUUCCUUUGCUGUAAAUAAUUAAAUGAUUUUACUUUUGUGUUGCGUGUAAAUAAGUGUUAAAAAAAAAAAAAAAGAAAUAGUGUUUGGUAUUAUUAAGAUUGUGAAAUUGCUUCA